Harpegnathos saltator (Jerdon's jumping ant) is the source of this 609-nucleotide messenger RNA. RefSeq names its product histidine triad nucleotide binding protein 1 (gene HINT1). NCBI's taxonomy places the organism in Eukaryota, Metazoa, Arthropoda, Insecta, Hymenoptera, Formicidae. The transcript has 2 exons. Gene Ontology annotation, molecular function: catalytic activity. The coding region runs from base 41 to 532 and encodes 163 amino acids. The record is from RefSeq and is a predicted model, not a curated record.
AUGAGAAAAAUGAUGAUAGUUGCGCAAUCAAGAUAAGCUUAUGGUAACAGUGAUCAGUAUGAAGUUAUUAACACAUCUUACUGUAAACGCCUACAGACAUAUAGGAUAUCGAGGAAUCACUCUGCCAACUUGCUCUAUUGGUUCGAGAAAAAUGGCGACUGAAGUCGAAAAGGCACAGUCCGCCGCUCCGGGCGGUGAUACGAUAUUUGGAAAAAUACUACGCAAGGAAAUCCCAUGCAAGUUUAUCUAUGAGGAUGACAAGUGUGUUGCAUUCAACGAUAUAAAUCCUCAAGCACCUGUGCAUUUCCUGGUGAUUCCAAGGAAAACAAUACAACAACUAUCCAAAGCUGAUGAUGAGGAUCAGAACUUACUUGGUCACUUGAUGAUUGUUGCUCGCAAGGUUGCAAAACAAGAGGGUCUAAAAAAUGGAUUUCGUCUAGUUGUCAAUGAUGGAAAACAUGGUGCACAAUCUGUGUUUCAUCUGCAUUUGCAUGUUCUUGGUGGUCGACAGUUACAAUGGCCACCUGGCUAAUUGUUGGUACGGUUAAAUAUACAAAUGUGACUUCAAUUUCACAAUUCUUGUUUACUAUUAAUAAAAUACUAAAAAUA